AUGAAGCAAAUUGGAUCCAGAGCCGAAAAGUGUGUUUUCAUUGGCUAUGCACCUCAUCAGAAAGGAUACCGGUGUUAUCAUCCUCCUAGUCAGAAAGUCUAUACUUCUAUGGAUGUUGUGUUCCGGGAAAACGACAUAUACUUUUCAGCUGCACAGGAGGAGCAUUGCGACACCAACACUUCUCAAAUUUUCAAUUUUUUUUCCUCCAGAAUUGUCCCAGCCUGA
This is a messenger RNA of Prunus armeniaca (apricot), 225 nucleotides long. The record is from the annotation of a GenBank genome assembly. NCBI's taxonomy places the organism in Eukaryota, Viridiplantae, Streptophyta, Magnoliopsida, Rosales, Rosaceae.